AUGACUGAAGACCACAGACCGGAACCUCCUCCAGAGGCCUCCCCUCCAUCCAGAGAAGCAACUCCUGCUGAUAGCUCGAACCAGCCCCGUGGCAGAUUCUGUCGGGCCCUCCGGAAAUUUAAGAAGAAUGUGAUUAAAAAAGUCUCUAAACCCUUCAAGCGUUCCCGCCACCAAAUCCCUGCUGUCCAGGACGCAGAUCAUGAAGGUGUUUCAUCGAAUCAGAAUACUGAGGAUGCGUCUCGUCUGCAUCCUUCCGAUGGUGAUAAGCCCACCACACCUGGGAAUCCCGGUGACUCUGUGAACCAAGGAGCGUCUGGAGAACCUGCCUCGAAGGUUGUUGACGGCUCUUCUGGUGUGGAAGAAAUUCCUGAUCCCCAAUCAGUUGAUGCCGCACUUCAAGCUGCCGGUGAGGGUAUAGAAGGUAUGGGACUACUCGGGAAACCUCCAAGGAUGGCCCAGCAGGUCUCGAUGCCGUAG
Molecule: messenger RNA, 477 nt
Organism: Suillus subalutaceus
Lineage: Eukaryota; Fungi; Basidiomycota; Agaricomycetes; Boletales; Suillaceae
Exons: 6
Coding region: 1-477 (158 amino acids)
Source: RefSeq, a predicted model, not a curated record